UUACUAGGUUAUGAGAUACGUGUUGACUUUUAACAUGUUGCACUUCUCACGUGUCGGUGUCGGCUCCCCUUCAAAGGAGUACUUCAUGGUUAUUGACACAGGCAGUGACGUCAGCUGGCUCCAAUGUCAACCUUGCUCCGACUGCUACCAGCAAAGCGACCCAAUCUACACCCCUUCAUCCUCCUCUACUUACUCCCCUCUCACGUGCAGAACACGUGAGUGUUCCACCCUCGAGGUCAGCGCGUGCCGCAACAGCGCGUGUCUCUACCAGGUUUCCUACGGCGACGGGUCCUACACCGUCGGUGAAUUCGUCACCGAAACGGUGUCGUUUGGCACCUCAGGGAAAAUCCCAAAGGUAGCAAUAGGAUGCGGUCACGACAACGAAGGACUCUUCAUAGGUGCUGCCGGGCUUCUCGGGCUUGGUGGUGGCCCGCUCUCAUUACCCUCACAAAUCAAGGCUACCUCGUUCUCCUACUGCUUAGUCGACCGUGACUCCCCCAAAAGCUCUUCACUCGAGUUCAACUCCGCGAAACCAGCGGACUGCGUAACCGCGCCGCUGAUCAAGAACAAUAAACUGAACACCUUCUACUACGUGGGACUCAGUGGGUUCAGCGUAGGUGGUCAGCAGAUCUCCGUCCCACCAACAUUAUUCGAUGUAGACGAGUCGGGUUCGGGCGGGGUUAUCGUUGAUUCAGGCAUAGCCAUAACUCGGCUACCAACUCAAGCCUACAAUUCGCUUCGAACCGCAUUCACUCGGCUAACGCCGCACCUAAAGUCAACAACGGGAGUAGCAUUGUUUGAUACUUGUUACGAUUUCUCGUCAAUGAGUAGCGUGGGUGGAAUGGUGGUGGGCUGGUGGUCCAAGGAGAAAGACUAAGAAAAAAAAUUAUUA
This is a messenger RNA of Chenopodium quinoa (quinoa), 892 nucleotides long. RefSeq names its product protein ASPARTIC PROTEASE IN GUARD CELL 1-like. The coding region runs from base 11 to 877 and encodes 288 amino acids. Gene Ontology annotation, biological process: proteolysis. NCBI's taxonomy places the organism in Eukaryota, Viridiplantae, Streptophyta, Magnoliopsida, Caryophyllales, Amaranthaceae. The record is from RefSeq and is a predicted model, not a curated record. Gene Ontology annotation, molecular function: aspartic-type endopeptidase activity. The transcript has a single exon.